This is a messenger RNA of Klebsormidium nitens, 3269 nucleotides long. The record is from the annotation of a GenBank genome assembly. Lineage: Eukaryota; Viridiplantae; Streptophyta; Klebsormidiophyceae; Klebsormidiales; Klebsormidiaceae.
CUCAGCUGCUGUCUUGGAAGGACCAGAACUCGACGCCCUGGUUGGGAAAAAGCGUCCCGCGGGCCGCUGACAUGGCUCUCGCACUUUUGAGUUCCUCUUUUGAGGGAGAAACCUAAGGAACAUGUGGAAGGGUUGGCGGUAGGUUGCUAGCCCGUGCAGGGCUGCAAACGUUUGCUUUUGUGGUCAAGGAAUCCAGAAUGGUGGUCUGAAAAUGUCGAGUGGUUGCCAGAUGAGAAGGCGGGCCCAUUCUGGUGCAAGGACGGGCUCCUUCUUUGGUGGCGCAGGGGCUGCAAGGCUUGCAAGUGGUUCAAAGCCGAUUUUGAGAAGGAAGAUUUGCAAUGGAUGUUGUUUGAGCCUAGUUUAUGGCAUACAAGGGAGGAAGGGAUGGGAGGGGUAUAAGCAGGCAAAGCAAGAAGUUUGGCCCGUGCUCCUUGACCUCCGUUCCUGCCUCAGCGCUUCCAAUCCUGAAUCCAAUGUUCAGAUGGGAGGCGUUCUUGAUUAGAUACCUGGACAUUGAUAACCAGCGGAAGACGAACUGAUCAAUCUGAUCAGAAUUUUUGGGCUCUUGAGAGUGUAUGUGUGCACGCCGCAACCCAGAAGCCCUUUGACGCCUGAGGAUGGCCAGUCUGGAAGGACUAGAUAGAGCAUCCGUCAGGAUAGUACCAGACACACAAAUGGCAGCAGCAGGUUCCGAGGAAGCUACGCAAGGGCCUGGCACAGAAAGCUCCCUGCCAACAAAAGUGUCUGAGAGCAGCAAUAUUCCGCGUAUCAGAGGCUUUGAGGUUCCAACCGCAGGGAUCUCCCCGCUCAAUCCUGAACGGAAGGUUUCAGGUGGCGCCGCAAUCCCAGCCGCAGAUCCAGCAUUUGGAAAUGGGGAGCGAAUAGAAAAAGCAGUUCCUCAAGCCAAAACGCCUCCUGCUUGUUUAGCCGGGUUGAGAGUCUUGGACCUGUCCUCCGGGAGUCCCCGUGCUGCCAAUGGAUCAGGCAGCGCGUCUAGUGGGAGGUUGACCCCUGCUUCCGAGUCUGGGGCGACUGGAGGAGCAAUGAGCCCCUCGAAACUGCUGCGGAAGUUCGAAUUGUUCUCCAAUAAUCCUCGUGGGUCGAGUCUUCCAGCAAGUCCCUCCCAUGGCCCUCGGUCCACCUCUCGGGCCAAGCUGUCGCAAGAUGACUUCCAUGCGAAGGUGGUCUCUUCACUGGAGGUCGGGGCUCACCACAGUCGGCACAAUUCUGGAUCAAUCAAGGUGUCUUCUGCGUUGGAUGACGUCGUUCCUGCUCUGGAGAGAAUUCUUGACGAGGCGACCCUCACACCGGAUCAGAGAAACGACCUGCAGUAUUCCCUGCAAGUGAUUCUUUCACGGACUUUGUAUGAGCCGACUGUCAAAUCGCCAUCCACGCCACCAUCUCCACGGUCUAAUCGGCGGUCUACUUUGAAUCUGGUGUCUCCCAAGCUCGAAUUGGAUGAAGAGACGCAGAGAUGGCUGGCGCACGAGUACCGGCUGGAUCAAUACACAGUUCCUGACAAGUACUCGCUCUCUAUGAGCUUGCCUUCCGCGUUCAGCAACCAGCUGAAUAAGACUGGGUCCGGCAUCAGCCGCUCCUUCACCUUUGGCAGGAGUCCCGGUCUGAGUCCUCUUGCCCAGUCAUCGCCCAGGGGCCGGAAGAAAGUAGAAGAGCCGACUUUCGAGGCAGGAAAGGGCGAGACGCCUCCUCCCGAACGUCCGGUGGAGAAAGAGGUUGAGAAGCAGGUUGAAGAAAAGGUCGAAAACCAGGUUGAGAAAGAGCUGGUGGCAACAGAGACGGCAAAGGUGCUGACGAAGAUACACGACCUGGACUUCGACGUGUUUGAGCUGAACGCAGCCAACCAGGGGGAGGCGCUCAAGUGCCUGGCGACGGCCAUCUUUACCGAGUUAGGCCUGUGCGAAAAGCUGGGCAUCGACAAGGGGACCAUGGACGCGUUCCUGACGGCCAUCCAAGCAGGGUACCGGCAGGUGCCCUACCACAACGGCUGUCACGCCGCGGACGUUCUGCACGCUGCGUACCUUCUCAUCACCCGAUGCUUCCUAGAGGAGUGGAUGACGGACGAGGAAGUCUUCUCCCUCUUGGUCGCUGCAAUAGUCCACGACUUCAGGCAUCCUGGCAUCAGCAACGCCUUCCUAAUCGCAAGCAAGGACCCGCUUGCCAUUUUAUACAACGACCGCGCAGUCUUGGAAAACCACCACCUUGCUUCCGCCUUCAUGGAGAUGUACAAGUCUGGCCAGAACAUUCUGGGCCAUUUUUCCGUCGAGCAGCAGAAGGCCAUCCGGGCCCGGAUCAUACAGCUGGUACUGAUCACGGACAUGUCGGAGCACUUCGAGUUUGCGGGGAGGUUUAAGACGCGAGUCCUGGGUCCUGGCUUUAACCUAGAAAAGGAGGAGAACCGGAUAUGCAUUUUGCAGAUGGUGUUGAAAUGCGCGGACCUGAACAGCGCAGCAAAGCCACAGAAAUUGGCUGUCGACUGGGCGAGGCGGAUCAUGGACGAGUUCUUCAACCAGGGGGACAAGGAGAAGCAGCUGGGGCUGCCGGUGUCCCCAAUGUGCGACAAGGAGGCGGCCAACAUCCCGAAGCAGCAGCUGCGGUUUAUUGAGUUCAUCGUACAACCGCUCUACGAAAUGUUUGCGGAGCACUGUCCGGCUCUCGAAGAAUGGCUUCAGGGGUUGGAGGCCAAUAGAGGGUAUUGGCAAAGUCAAAUGAAGGACGAGCCGCAAAGCCAAAGUAACAUAAGGCGAGCGACUGUCAACAAGAUUCUCUAACGACAGGCUGCCGUCCUCCGGCUGGAGACAUUGCCAGGGCAGCGAUUAUUAACCAGUCAAGAGCACCGUGUACUCCAAUGUUAUAGCGAGCGAUCGGCGGAUCUACCCGAAUAAGACGGAUUUGACUUCGAAAGCCGACAAAAACGGUUGCCCCAAAUACUUUAGUGCUGUGCAUCAAGCAUGAGUCGGCAGGCUCUAGGUAUAGUUCGAAGUCGUCUCAGCAAGUCCUCAAACGCAACAGCGAAGCGUUAACUUUUCUUGUAUUGUAGUGGGCACGCGCUAGUGGAAGUGCACGGUUGGCAGUGGGAAGUGUAGAUGAUCACUAGCCAUUGAAGUACGUGUACGGUAGAAUCUGUCAUAGGGCCGUGCACCAAGACGUGGACACGCUUGGGUAUUAGCUCUAGCAUCAGCGCUUAUUGUUUUCACUUGGGUUGUCUUCCUUCAGAGUUGAGUUGAUGAGUUGAUCAACAAGCAUGCGAG